Messenger RNA from Manduca sexta (tobacco hornworm), 1068 nucleotides. RefSeq names its product scolexin B-like. The transcript has 6 exons. Lineage: Eukaryota; Metazoa; Arthropoda; Insecta; Lepidoptera; Sphingidae. Gene Ontology annotation, molecular function: serine-type endopeptidase activity. Gene Ontology annotation, biological process: proteolysis. The coding region runs from base 63 to 914 and encodes 283 amino acids. The record is from RefSeq and is a predicted model, not a curated record.
GGUCGCAUAAUCAAUUUGUGGUUCAUAUAUAGUGCAGUGGGGUGGUUUGUUGCGGUACUACAAUGUUCAGCUCGAAGCAGUCGGUUGUGUUGGCGGUUGCGGCGGUGCUCUUCGGGUGCGCGUGCGCAGCGCCCAAUCCUGGCGCCAACGACAUACAACUUAAUCAAAAAUUAAGUAUCGAAGCUAAGGGGGCAAAGCAGCCAAUUGAUACGAGGGCAGUCAACGAACGGUAUCCAUACGCAGUUCGGAGUUUCGGAGGCUUCUGCGGAGGAACCAUUAUCAGUCCCACCUGGAUCCUGACCGCCGGCCACUGCUCGAUACUCUAUGCGGGGAGCGGCCUACCGGCCGGCACCAACAUUACCGAGGUAUCUAGCUUGUACCGCUUCCCCAAGCGGCUCGUCAUACACCCGCUCUUCUCCAUAGGACCCUUCUGGCUCAACGCUACGGAGUUCAACUUCAAACAGGUGGCUGCACGAUGGGACUUCUUGUUGAUAGAACUGGAGGAACCGCUGCCGUUGGACGGCAAGAUCCUGGCGGCUGCGAAGCUCGACGACCAGCCCGACCUCCCCGCAGGCCUCGACGUGGGCUAUCCGAGCUACAGCACCGACACCUACGCGGUCACGACACUAAGUGAGCUGCACGGAAAGGACCUUUCGGUUCAAUCUAACGAGGUGUGCUCGAAGCUAGACCAGUUCAAGGCGGAGGACAUGUUGUGCGCCAAGGGACGUCCACCGCGAUACGACUUCGCCUGCAUCGGCGACAAUGGCAGUGGGUUAGUAGACAACAAUGGUCGCCUGGUCGGCGUGAUGUCGUGGGCCGAGAACGACGCUUUCGAGUGCCGCAACGGCAACCUGGUGGUCUUCUCGCGAGUGUCCAGCGUACGCGAGUGGAUCCGACAAGUCACCAACAUAUAAUAGACCAUACCGUUGUCAAUUUGGACUGUAGUGUAUAGAUAAUAAAUAUAGAUGCGCGUACUGGUGUGACGUACGGAAGUGGAGAGUUGGGUGCGACAGCUCACCGCUCACUCCACUCCCGGCCGCCGCGCGAGUAGCAGUGUCAGUGAUUGCA